Acanthopagrus latus (yellowfin seabream) is the source of this 1853-nucleotide messenger RNA. Its product is annotated as solute carrier family 22 member 4-like. The record is from RefSeq and is a predicted model, not a curated record. Gene Ontology annotation, cellular component: membrane. Gene Ontology annotation, biological process: transmembrane transport. Gene Ontology annotation, molecular function: transmembrane transporter activity. NCBI's taxonomy places the organism in Eukaryota, Metazoa, Chordata, Actinopteri, Spariformes, Sparidae. The transcript has 10 exons. The coding region runs from base 1 to 1680 and encodes 559 amino acids.
AUGAGCAACCAAACCAUUAGAAACUAUGACAGCAUUACGUCUUUUCUUGGAUCCUGGGGACCCUUUCAGCGGAGGAUUUUUUUAGCCCUGGCCAUCAGCAUCUUUCCGAAUGGGUUUAUUGGCAUCUACAUAGUAUUUGUUGCCGAUACCCCACCUCACGAGUGCUACAUCCCGGAAAACUACAGCAUCAGUGAAAUGUGGAGAAACGAGCUAAUUCCGUUUGAGACAAUCGAUGGCAUUGAAAAGCGCAGCUCUUGCUCUAGGCUAAACCUAGAAAUUGUUAGGAACUACUCCCAGAAUGAUAUCAUGCCAAACUUGGAUGUGAAUGUGAGUGAAAUUCCUCUGGAGAGUUGUCGGGAUGGCUGGACGUACAGCAAGAAAAUCUACCAGUCAACUAUUGUCACAGAGUGGGACUUGGUGUGUGAGAACGCAUACAAAACCCCACUGACCACCUCCAUCCAUUACAUUGGUGCACUAAUCGGAUCGAUUCUCUCUGGCCAGAUGUCUGACAGAUAUGGGAGGAGGCCGGCUCUCUUUCUCAUGAUGGCUCUUCAGACUGUGUCCAUCACAGCGCAGAUAUUCUCCCCGAGCUGGGAGGUCUUCACCCUCAUUUUCUUUUUCGCGGGUGCGGGAGGCUUCUCCAACUAUACUAUUGCAUUCGUGCUGGGUACAGAAACUCUCAGCCCAAAAGCCCGAGUGGUCUUCUGCUCCCUCGGGGUGUUCAUGAGCUCAGCUGUGGGGUACAUGGUAAUGCCAAGUGUGGCUUACUUCCUCCGUGAAUGGCGGUUGCUGCUGAUUCCCAUGGCUGCCAUUGGCCUGAUUUACAUUCCUUUAUGGUGGUUUCUCCCAGAGUCUCCUCGCUGGCUGCUCUAUCAGGGAAGAGUGAAGGAGGCUGAAGCCACACUGAGAGAAGCUGCCAAAAUGAGUAACAUCAAGGUUCCACAGGACAUUUUUACACCAGCUGAGAUCGAAGAUGCACUGGCUAUGAAAGACAAGAAAUACAACAUUUCUGUUAUCCUGAAAAACUGCAAUGUCCUCUCUGUUACAUCACUGUGUUCUUUUCUGUGGGUCGCCAUCACCAUAAGUUACUACGCUUUAAUCCUCAACACAUCAAACCUGCAUGGCGACCCUUACUUAAACUGCUUCCUGUCUGCUCUGACCGAAGUGCCGGCUUACAUUAUUGCCAUGUUACUGCUGCAGUACUGCUCCAGGCGCUUCUGCCAGUCAUCUACACUCUUCCUUGGAGGCAUUAUGAUCCUCUGUGUUCACCUCAUCCCAAUAGCUUUACCGGGCGUGGCUGUGUUCCUUGAGAUGUUGGGGAAGUUUGGCAUCACAUCUUCAUUUUGUGUGGUGUAUGCCAUUUCAUCAGAGCUCCUCCCCACUGUUAUAAGAAACACAGCAAUGGGAUGUUGUUCAGUGGCUGCUCGGAUUGGAACCAUCAUCUCCCCAUUCAUCAUUUAUCUGGGACGAUACUACAAAGCACUCCCAUACAUACUGAUGGGAGGCUUAGCUAUUUGUGGUGCCAUCUCUAGUCUCAUCCUCCCAGAAACCUAUGGAAAGCCGUUGCCAGAGACCAUAUCACAAAUGCAGCAGAUAUGUGGGAUACGAGGAAAACAAGAAAAGGAAGCUGAAACAGGAGAGAUCACCACUGAUAACCAGAGUAAAGAAUCCAAAUUGUAGUCAGUUCUGAUUUUUUGUUUGUUUGUUUGUAUUUUGGUUUUGUUCUUUAAUGUCAAAGGUGAAAUGACAUUUAUGGUCAGACUGUCCCAUUUUGUGACUUUUUUUUUUUUUUCACUUCAACUACUUUUAUGUAUUUAUGAUUGAAAUGUGAAAAAUGAAAAUUCUCAACUCUC